AUGGAGGCCGUAGUAACAUCUAUGGCGAUGCGGUCGGCGUCGUUGCUUUUCUGGUCUUGUGUCAUGACGAUGGGAGGAGGGACUCUUUUGGAGCGGAUGACUCCUGGCGUUGGACCACCUCAUGGGAUGGCGAGCCUCUACGAUGGAGAGGUCUACGAUGCCGGAGUUCGAGUGCCAACUGCUGACAGCUUCGAGUGGCGUCCCGUGCGAUCAAUGGCAAUACCUCGCACCAUCACAGCUCCGGAUGGACCUCCUGCGCGACGUAUUGAGGAGAUCCCGGUCACCAAGAUGUUCAAGAGUUCUUCUGGGAAGUCGGUGCUCGACUUUGGGCAGAACUUCGCUGGCUUGGGUCCGAGUGAAGCUUAA
This is a messenger RNA of Fulvia fulva, 366 nucleotides long. RefSeq lists its product as uncharacterized. Lineage: Eukaryota; Fungi; Ascomycota; Dothideomycetes; Mycosphaerellales; Mycosphaerellaceae. The record is from RefSeq and is a predicted model, not a curated record. The transcript has a single exon. The coding region runs from base 1 to 366 and encodes 121 amino acids.